Molecule: messenger RNA, 902 nt
Organism: Phlebotomus papatasi
Lineage: Eukaryota; Metazoa; Arthropoda; Insecta; Diptera; Psychodidae
Exons: 1
Coding region: 226-837 (203 amino acids)
Source: RefSeq, a predicted model, not a curated record
UGAAACUUCUGUUAUAUGAAAUUUAAUUUUCUGAUACAUUAUUUAUAUUAAAUAGAUGACGAGGUUCAAAUUCUACCCCGAGCUCCUAAGGUCCGGGAGAAACGCACAAAAUCUAGCCAGCGUGACAUAUUUAUAACUUUUGUGGAGAAUAACCCAGAAGUUCUUGAUAAUAAUGAUGCAGCAUACGCCAAAAAGUGAAAGGUCCUUACCAAGCAACUGAAUACGAUGGAACCCAGGAAAAGCACCAGUCAGUGGAUUAAGAACCUGAAAGAGUGGGAGUAUUCCCUGAAAUCAAAAUACAAUAGAGCGAAGAAAAACUCGCGGGUUGUUACAGAAAUAUCCAAUUUUGAGAUGAGGGCACUGUCAGCUUUCGGAAUGAUACGUUUGAAGGGAAAUUCAGAAAUAUCAAAUCUAUAUUUCCCAGAUGCAAGUGUCACAUCACGGCAAAGCAAAACUUUUUCAAGUACUUCGUCAAUCGCAUCUUCAUCUGUUGCUCAAGAAGAACCCCUUUCUCGUGAAGCAGAUUGUUUCUUGUCUGAGAUGGAAAAUUCUCCAGAAGUUACUCAUCAAGCCGAAGAACCAGCUCUCUCAAAGAAAAAAUCUUUUAAAGUGUCUACUGAAUCCUGGGAGGAAUUAGCUCCUCCGAAAAAGAAAUCCCGAUCUUCUCAACGUGAUCCUGAUAUGGCCGAUAUAUUGAAUAUUCUUUCUGAGCAAAACAUAGUAAACCAGAAGAACGCUGAAACUGCUGAGAAAAACGCUGAAAGCUUGGCUAUUAUAGCUAAUGCUCUGAAGGAUGUGGUGGGAUCAUUCAUCGGAAAUCGUCAAACACAAAAUUGAACUAAUAAGUUUUUCUUUCUAAUUUCUUUGUAUCAUUUAUUUAAUAAAAAAUGAAUUCUUAUUCA